Bursaphelenchus xylophilus (pine wood nematode) is the source of this 309-nucleotide messenger RNA. The record is from the annotation of a GenBank genome assembly. Lineage: Eukaryota; Metazoa; Nematoda; Chromadorea; Rhabditida; Aphelenchoididae.
AUGCCGAGAUGGAUUCACCAAGGACCCAGAUUCAUCGAAGACGCAAUCGGACGAGUCUGCGGAGGACAUCAGAUUACGCUGGCGAAAUCCGGUUGCAAUCGUAAGCGCAGAGGCCGAAUCCGUGCGGCCGACAACAGACGAGGGAGGAUGCGGCUUGAGGAGAGUAGGUGAAAAUUCGUGAUUCACUUGGGUCUUUCGUUUUCCUUUUUGCUAAUUUCAGAGCUUUCAGUGACCGGCUUGCUGUACAAGUAUCAGCAUCACACUUGCUUGGGUACUUUCUACCUCCAGUGCACCGGAGCUCGGGAGUGA